This is a messenger RNA of Tachyglossus aculeatus (Australian echidna), 2857 nucleotides long. RefSeq names its product zinc finger protein 503 (gene ZNF503). Gene Ontology annotation, cellular component: nucleus. NCBI's taxonomy places the organism in Eukaryota, Metazoa, Chordata, Mammalia, Monotremata, Tachyglossidae. The record is from RefSeq and is a predicted model, not a curated record. Gene Ontology annotation, biological process: negative regulation of DNA-templated transcription.
CGGCAAAGGGCUUUAAUCUCCCCCUCGAUGCAGCUGCUUUUGAAGUGAGUCGGGUCGCCAGAGCCCCGGCCGGACGGGCAGCGGCUCACAUCGCGAAACGGCGGAGAGGAGCGCGCCAGUCCGGGGGAGCUCCUCGACCCCCCCCACCCCGCACCGCAGCCCCAGCAGCGGCUCCUCCUCCUCCUCCUCCUCCUCCUCCUCCUCCAUCCCCGGCCACGGCUCCGGUCCGAGCCCCCCCCAGGAUUAUUCGCUCCUCCCCGGGGGCGCCGAGAAGGCGCGCGGGGCGCCUCCGCCGCUGCUCCUCCUCCUUUCCCUCUCCCUCCUCCUCCUCCUCCUCCUUCCCUUCCUCCUCCUCCUCCUCCUCCAGCAGGAGCGGGAGCGGCAGGUCCCCGAGCCCGCCCCGCGCCGGAGCCCUCCCCCCGCUGCUCCCAUGCGCGCGGGUGGGUCAUGAGCACAGCGCCCUCGCUUUCUGCCCUGAGAAGCAGUAAGCACAGCGGAGGAGGAGGAGGAGGAGGAGGAGAAGGAGGCGAUCCCGCCUGGACCAGCGCGCUCUCUGGCACUAUCAUCUCCGGCUCGUCUCCCGCCGGCCCCACCAAGCCUUUCCUCCACGCUGUGCCUCCCUCGGAUCCCUUGCGCCAGGCCAACCGCCUGCCCAUCAAGGUGCUGAAGAUGCUGACGGCCAGGACGGGGCAUAUCCUGCACCCCGAAUACCUGCAGCCCCUGCCCUCCACCCCUGUCAGCCCCAUCGAGCUCGAUGCGAAGAAGAGCCCCCUGGCCCUGCUGGCGCAGACCUGCUCCCAGAUCGGGAAGCCGGACCCGUCGCCCUCCUCCAAGCUGUCCUCCGUCACCUCCAGCGGGGGGGGCGGCGGCGGGGGCACCGGGGGAGACAAGGACGGCGGCAAGUCGGGCCCGCUGAAGCUCAGCGACAUCGGCGUUGAGGACAAGUCGAGCUUCAAGCCGUACUCCAAGCCGGGCGCGGAGAAGAAGGAGGCCGGCGGAGGCGGAGGAGGUGGAGGAGGAGGAGGAGGAGGAGGAGGAGGAGGAGGCGGCGGCGGGGUUGGCAUUGGCGUUGGGGGUGGCGGCGUUUCGUCGGAGAAGUCUGGAUUCCGGGUACCGAGCGCCACCUGCCAGCCUUUCACACCCAGGACAGGCAGCCCCAACUCCAGCGGCGCCUCGGCCUGCUCCCCGGGCGGCCUGCUGGCCCCCUCCGACGGCAAGGACGACAAAAAGGAGGGGGACGUGGGCAAGGGCCCCGGGGCCCCGUCGGUGGAGCCGGGCCCGGCCCACAGCCGCCUGACCUGCGGCGGGAUUACCGUGGACGUCAACCCGGACGGGGGCGCGGGCACCAAGGCCCCGGGCCCGGACGGGGCCUGCGGUGGCGGCGGCUCGACCUCCGGCGUCCCCACCUCCUCCUCCUCGUCGUCGUCGUCGUCGUCGUCGUCGUCCGUGCUGACCUCCGGCCUGGUGGCCCCCGUGUCGCCCUACAAGCCGGGCCAGACGGUGUUCCCCCUCCCGCCGGCGGGCAUGAGCUACCCGGGCAGCCUGGCGGGCGCCUACGCCGGGUACCCGCCCCAGUUCCUGCCUCCCGGCGUGGCUCUGGACCCGACGAAGGCCGGCGGCCUGGUGGGCUCGCUGGGCUGCGGCAAGCCGGCGGGGUCCAGCCCCCUGGCCGGGGCGUCGCCGCCGUCGGUGAUGACGGCCAGCCUGUGCCGGGACCCCUACUGCCUCAGCUACCACUGUGCCAGCCACCUGGCCGGGGCGGGGGCCUCCUGCGCCCACGACCCCAACGCCGCCGCUGCGGCCGCCGCUGCCGCGGCCGCGGCCGCCGCCGCCCUCAAGUCCGGAUACCCCCUGGUCUAUCCGCCCCACCCUCUGCACGGCGUCCACUCGUCGCUGACCGGCGCCCCGUCGCCCUCCCUGGCCGGCCACCCCCUCUACCCCUACGGCUUCAUGCUGCCCAACGACCCGCUGCCGCACAUCUGCAACUGGGUGUCGGCCAACGGGCCCUGCGACAAGCGGUUCGCCACGUCGGAGGAGCUGCUGGGCCACUUGCGGACGCACACGGCCUUCCCCGGCUCGGACAAGCUGCUGUCGGGCUACCCGGGGUCGUCGUCGCUGGCCAGCGCGGCCGCCGCCGCCGCCAUGGCCUGCCACAUGCACAUCCCCACGUCGGGGGCUCCCGGUAGCCCCGGGACCCUGGCCCUCCGCUCCCCCCACCACGCCCUGGGACUCGGGGGCCGCUACCACCCCUACUCCAAGAGCCCCCUGCCCGCCCCCGGUGCCCCCGUGCCCGUGCCCCCCGCCGCCGCCGCCGCCGCUGCAGCCGCCGCCGCCGGACCUUACUAUUCCCCCUAUGCCCUGUACGGGCAGAGACUGACCACAGCCUCCGCCCUGGGGUACCAGUGAGGACGGCCCGGACGAGGCCCGGGGCCUUGCAUUGCGGGGGGGGGGCACGGAUUGGGGGCGACCCAACCUUAGAGCGGUCCCCCCACCGCCUGCGGACGACAAGAGUCACGACUAUAUAUAUAUAUAUAUAUACAGAUAAACGCAAAUAUAUAUAUAUAUAUAUCCACCCACCCACAGCGGCAGAUCCACCACCGAGACCCCCGGAUUCCCUCCCACCCCCUCCAGGCUUUAUAAAAGUUGAAAUCUCGUUUGACUGGUUUUUUUUUUAUAGUAAAAGAAAAAGGCAAAAAAAAAAAGAAAAUAAUAAUUCAGAAAAGUGUCCAUCCGAGGACCGGAUCCGUGGGCACUUGUAUUUAUUUAUGUUAGCUCCAAGCGGACCCGUGAAUCAAAAAGUGCAUUAUUCAGCUCGAGCUCCGUAGGUUUGGAAACGAGGAGAGAAUUAAAAACCCGA